This is a messenger RNA of Anneissia japonica, 2347 nucleotides long. Its product is annotated as serine--tRNA ligase, mitochondrial-like. Lineage: Eukaryota; Metazoa; Echinodermata; Crinoidea; Comatulida; Comatulidae. Gene Ontology annotation, cellular component: mitochondrion. Gene Ontology annotation, molecular function: tRNA binding; ATP binding; serine-tRNA ligase activity. The record is from RefSeq and is a predicted model, not a curated record. The transcript is spliced from 11 exons. Bases 261 to 1778 code for a protein of 505 amino acids. Gene Ontology annotation, biological process: mitochondrial seryl-tRNA aminoacylation.
GGUUAUUUGAAAACAAAAUGUUCUGAAUCAGCAUCUUUUUUUAUUCGGCACAAAUGCCUUUAGUUAGGCCAAGGCCCUGGCUAGCCCAGCUGGCGGCCUGCCUGCUACACGCCCAACCUGUCCUUUUUGCUGUAUGCACGUUACGCUUGGUUUGGGUGGCAGACGAUCGUUCCCGAUUGUGGACUCUCGGACCCACCUUCAUUCUGAUUUAUUACUGUUGCGUUUCAAAAUGAUUUAACAUAAGGCAUAAUAUAAACUGGAUGAAAAUGCAAUCAUUGUGUCAGAGAACUAGGCAUAUGCUUUGCCUUUAUGGAUCACGUUGCAAAAUGAGGAAACAGACCAAGGAUCUAUUAUACAUAUGGAAUGAUAGCUUUCGUCAUAAUGCAAUUGAAUACCAGAUGUGUACAAGUAACAAUGAGUUCCAUAGUAGAUAUCAACAUUGGAAAGAAAGUGGUGCAGAUAGACCGGCAUUCGAUAUGGAGCAUGUAAUAGAAAAUGUCAGAGAAAUUAGCGACAACAAUUUGCAUAGGAAAGGAGAUGCUGAUGUUUACCAUGUGAUUGAAUGUUGGAAAAAUCUGAAAGAAAUCGAAGCUGCUCUCAACAAACUAGAACAGGAAAUAGACAAUUUAGAAUUAAAAAUACAAGAUAAGAGAGAAGACCAAGGCACUUUCGUUAGCAAGAAAAUGGAGUUAUUAAAUCACCAGAAAGAAAUGAAAUUGAUGGCUGAGGAGCAUGAAGAGAAUUACUAUGAAGCAGCCUUGAAGUUACCAAACAGAACACACCCAGAUUCGCCAAUUGGAGAGGAAAGUCAAUCCAGGAUAAUACACAUUGAAGGAGAAAAAGCGAAAUUCAAUUUUCCAAUCCAAGGCCACAUAGAGCUAGGGGAGAACUUGGAUAUACUAAGGAUAAAAAAUUUGGGCAAUGUUGCUGGAAAUAGGUCUUACUAUUUGAAAGGCGUUGGUGCUCAACUGGAGGAGGCCCUCACUAGAUAUACCAUGGAACGAUUGCUGCAAAGAGGAUUUCAGUUACUGUCGGUGCCAGAUCUUAUCAAACCUGUAGUGUUUGAAGGUUGUGGUAUGAGGACAAAAGGUGAACAUACACAGGUGUACUGGCUUGACCCUCAAUAUCAUCCUCAGAACUUGUGCUUAGCAGGAACUGGUGAGGUCGGCCUAGCAGGUUAUUUUAUCAAUAAGGUAUUGACUAGAGCUGAACUGCCGCAAAGAGUGAUGACAACGAGCCGGUGUUAUCGAGCAGAAACUGCGCAUUCAGCCGAUGCAAGAGGCCUCUAUCGAGUCCAUCAGUUCACCAAGGUAGAAAUGUUUGGAGUAACUUCUCAAGAUUCUGGUGAAGAAAGUGCAGAACUAUUUGAGGAAUAUUCAAGUAUACAGAGACAACUCUUCUCAGAUCUAGGCCUACAUUUCCAUGUUCUUGAUAUGCCGUCUGAAGAGCUUGGAGCACCUGCUUAUAGGAAGUAUGACAUCGAAGCCUGGAUGCCUUAUAGAAACAGCUAUGGUGAGAUAUCAAGUACAUCUAAUUGUACAGACUUCCAGAGUAGACGACUCAAUAUAAUGUACGAGAAGUCAGAUUCAGAAACAGAAUAUGUCCACACGAUAAAUGGCACAGCCUGUGCUAUACCAAGAAUGAUUGUCGCCAUCUUGGAGAACUUUCAGCGUGCCGACGGAAGCAUCGCUAUCCCAUCAGUACUUCAACCGUACAUGUGUGGACAGUCAGUUAUAACUAAACCUAGUGGAGGGCUGCUGCAUUACACACGAUUAUGAUGUCUUAUUUACAUUUUAAUUUGUCUUUACUUUGUCAUGAAUCUGGGAACAAAAGUGCUAUAAAAUUGUUAUAGAAUAUAAUAAUCAAAAUUAAAAGAAUUGUUUGAUAAUACACAAAGUGUAUGGUUUUUUAGUAUACAGUACUUGCACAGAUACGGUAAUCUCUAUGCUGUGGAACACAUUCCAUUUUGCACAGAAAUUUCAAGGUUCACUUGAGGUCAUAUCAUUUGACACUUAUGUCAAGUACAGUGUGUUGACAGAAUAUGACCAAUGGCUGAUAGCACUUUGAUAAGAGUAAUUUUGACUUAGUUUCAGCAGACUGCAAUAUACUCAUGCUCCUAUCAAGAGCUUAUUGCUUAUUGUGUUCGGGUGUUGACCAGACUACGUAUGCUCUUAAAAUACAGUUGUACAACAUGUCAAAUAUAUUUCCUCUGUAGCCUGGCUUUAAGAAAAUGUGAAUGACAGAAAAUGAAAACUGAACACAAACCAACAAGGACAAAUGUCUGCAUUUAGCUACAUUUAAUUGUUUGGCACAUAAUAAAUAUUCUUAAUACAUGGUUUUAUAAAAA